AUGUCCACCAUUGCCAACAAGAUUCUUCGUACCGCCAACGCACCCACCACUGCCCCCGAUGAAACCGAAAAGAGCGUCGCCCAGGCUCUGAUUGACCUUGAGAACAACGUCCCGGAACUCAAAAAUGAGCUUCGCGCUCUCCAGAUCUCUGCUGCCCGCGAGGUUGACGUUCGUGGCGGCAAGAAGGCCAUCGUUGUCUUCGUGCCGGUCCCCCAAUUGAAGGCUUUCCACAAGAUUCAGCAAAGGCUGACCCGGGAGCUCGAGAAGAAAUUCUCCGACAGACAUGUCGUGUUCAUUGCCCAGCGCCGGAUGCUGCGCAAGCCCACUCGUACCUCGCGCGUCAAGCAGAAGAGACCCCGCAGCCGCACACUGACCAACGUCCACGAAAAGAUCCUGGAGGAUCUUGUGUUCCCCACGGAGAUCGUCGGCAAGAGGACUCGCGUCGCCGUCGAUGGCUCCAAGCUGUUGAAAGUUGUACUUGACUCGAAAGACGCGACAUCGUUGGAGUACAAGCUGGAUUCGUUCUCGUCGGUGUACCGCCGCCUGACGGGGAAGGACGUUGUGUUUGAGUUCCCUGCUGUAUCGCAGGAGUGA
Messenger RNA from Cyclocybe aegerita, 594 nucleotides. The record is from the annotation of a GenBank genome assembly. Lineage: Eukaryota; Fungi; Basidiomycota; Agaricomycetes; Agaricales; Hemipholiotaceae.